Messenger RNA from Periconia digitata, 2043 nucleotides. Lineage: Eukaryota; Fungi; Ascomycota; Dothideomycetes; Pleosporales; Periconiaceae. The record is from the annotation of a GenBank genome assembly.
AUUCGUGGCCAGUUUCUGGCUAAACUCCGAGAUCUGCAGGCGGGACGAGACAUACGCUUGAUGACAACGUCCCGGUUUAUACCGGAGAUCAUGAACACAUUUGAAAGAGCAUUGAGGCUGGAGGUACUGGCAAGCGAGAAAGACGUGAAGCGCUUCGUAGCCGGUCAAAUGUACCGACUGCCCAGGUGCAUUCAGCACGAUGAUACGCUCCAAACUAUGGUACAGGACCAAAUCGCAAAAGCGGUGGAUGGGAUAUUCCUUCUUGCUCGCCUACACACGGAGUCGCUGUUGGACAAGAGAACGACAAAGGAAGUCAAGUUGACUCUAUCUAGUCUCGCGAAGGGCUCUGAUGCACUUGAUAAGGCAUAUAGUGAUGCUCUCCGAAGAAUCGAAGGCCAGUUAGAGGGUGAUGCUAGACUGGCUAAGAAGGCUCUGUCAUGGAUCACGCUGGCAAAGAGACCGCUCACCACCUCUGAGCUAUGCUGUGCUCUAGCAGUAGAGCCAAACGAGUCGGAGCUUGACCCAGAGCACACACCUGACAUCGAAGACAUUGUGUCUGUAUGCGCGGGUCUUGUUGUUAUCGACCCGGAGAGCGCCAUUAUCCGCCUAGUACACUACACCACGCAAGAGUAUUUUGAGCGCAUUGGGGAUGCAUGGUAUCCUACUAUCCAGCAGGAGAUUGCCUUAACAUGCCUUACCUACCUAUCGUUUACAGAGUUUCAGAGUGGGGCUUCCUCUACCGACGAAGACUUUGAAAGAAGAAUCCAGCAAAGCAAGUUCCUAGACUACGCUUCUAAACACUGGGGAGAGCACGUAUCGGCAGUUGGAGACGAGAUAUGCGAGUUAGCGGCUUCGAUGCUUACAAACAGCGGAUCAGUUUCAUGUCUUACACAGGUAGCAUCAGUUCCAAAGUACAAGUACCGUGGUUAUAGCCAAGAUUAUCCGAGAGGGGUAACAGGGUUGCAUGUCACCGCAAAAUUUGAGCUGCCAAUAUUGACAGCAUUGCUGCUCCUAAAACUUGGAACAGGGGCUACAGUUAUUGUUAACAAAAAGAAUUCUAAUGGCCAAACUCCACUAUACAUUGCUGCACUUCAUAGGCAUAAAGGCAUGGUUAAGCUGCUGCUUGAGAAGGGCGCAGAUGCCAACGCGCAAGGUGGAUACUACGGCAACGCACUCCAGUUGGCUUCAUUUACAGGCUGCAAGGCGAUUGUGAAGCUGCUACUUGAGAAGGGCGCCGAUGUUAAUGCGCGAGGUGGAUACUACGGCAAUGCAUUUCAGGCAGCUUCAUUUAGAGGAUACGAGUGGAUUCUGAAGCUGCUGCUUCAGAAUGGUACCGAUAUCAAUGCGCAGAGUGGAGAGUAUGGCAAUGCACUCCAGGCCGCUUCUAAAGAAGGCCACGAGGCAAUUGUGAAGCUGCUGCUUCAAAAUGGCGCCGAUGUCAAUACGCAGAGUGGAGAGCAUAGCAAUGCACUCCAGGUCGCAUCUGAAGAAGGCCAUGAGGUAAUUGUGAGGCUGCUGCUCGAGAAGGGCGCCGAUGUCAACGCGCAGAGUGGAGAGUAUGGCAACGCACUCCAGGCGGCUUCAGAAGAAGGCCACGAGGCAAUUAUAAAGCUGCUGCUCGAGAAGGGCGCUGAUGUCAACACGCAGAGUGGAGAGUAUGGCAACGCACUCCAAGCAGCUUCACUCAGAGGCCACGAAGCGAUUGUGAAGCUGCUACUCGAGAAGGGCGCCGAUAUCAACACGCAGAGUGGAGAGUAUGGCAACGCACUCCAAGCAGCUUCACUCAGAGGCCACGAAGCGAUUGUGAAGCUGCUACUCGAGAAGGGCGCCGAUGUCAACGCGCAAGGUGGAUACUACGGCAAUGCACUCCAGGCAGCUUCAUUUAGAGGAUACGAGGGGAUUGUAAAGUUGCUGAUUGAGAAGGGCGCUAAUGUCAACGCGAAGGGUGGAAAGUACAGCAACGCACUACAACCAGCUUUAUCUAGAGGACAUAAGGCGAUUGUGAAGCUGUUGCUCGAGAAGGGUGCCGACGUCAACGCAUAG